GAGCGGCCACUGCCUCUUUCCCCUAGGCAUGCAAGACUUUAAUUAUCUCCAUACCAACUGCUUCGAGAUCACACUGGAACUGAGUUGCAACAAGUUUCCCCGCCAAGAGGAACUACAGCGGGAGUGGCUGGGUAAUCGGGAAGCCUUAAUCCAAUUCUUGGAACAGGUUCACCAGGGUAUUAAGGGAAUGGUGCGUGAUGAGAAUUCUAACAACCUCCCUGGAGCUGUGGUUUCUGUCACUGGGAUCAAUCACGAUGUCACUUCAGGUGAAUAUGGGGAUUACUUCCGACUGCUGCUUCCGGGUACAUACACUGUCACUGCCACGGCACCAGGAUUCGACCCGGAAACAGUGAUUGUGACAGUGGGGCCCGCAGAACCCACACUGGUUAACUUCCAGCUCAAGAAAAGCACUGCGCAGGCCUACCCUAUGCGGAGAACUCCUGGCCGAGGACAGGGAGGCAAAGCCAAGAUGCCUUCCCAGACACCCAAAAAGAAAGACCCUUCAGCAAAGCGGCGGCAUAGAGGCCCUGCCUGAAACCCAGAGUCUGGGGCCGCUCUCCAAAAGUUGAGUUCUGCUCCCAGGUUCCAUGGCCACUCAUCCGUUUUAUUAUCCAGGACAUACUUAAACAUAGGCAUGUACAGGAUAGUUCCAAGUGUUUAUGUCAAUUCCAGGAGCAAGCCUUCCCUAGACCAGCAUUAAAGGAAUCAGAACCUACUGGAAAUGUGCCAUUGUGCAUACCUCCAGCAGAGUUCUAGAAGUUUCUGCUCUAGGAGUCUGAUUUAGAUCCCAUGUCAGUCCACUGCAUCCAGAAACCAGUUCCAGCUGGUUGGCCAGUCUGUCUCCAGAGCCUAGCAUGGAGCUUGUGACUCAGUGGGUGCUCCCUGAAGCUGUCUGAAUGAAAAGCUAAGGCAAUCCACAGCAAGACCGGAAGUGCCCAGGACCAUUUCCAAAAUAGCCCGUGGUUUCCUAGUAAGAAAAGCAUCAGCCCCACAAUGCCUGGUUCUAUUGUUGCUCCUCAUCUGUGAGCACUGUUAACGUGUUUGCACCUUUCAUUUUCUGGGUAUAUAGGAGGACAUGGAACCCCUGUGGCCUGGUGAGCACUGGCCCCAUGUCCAGGAGUGCAGUGUUGAGCCCUGCUGAGUCCCAGCCCAACCUACUGGUUCAGAAAGCAUUUUUGAGCAAAGUCGAUGUUUCUGAAGACUUGGAA
Nannospalax galili (Upper Galilee mountains blind mole rat) is the source of this 1208-nucleotide messenger RNA. It is a transcript of the gene Cpn1, whose product is annotated as carboxypeptidase N subunit 1. The transcript is spliced from 4 exons. Gene Ontology annotation, biological process: proteolysis. Gene Ontology annotation, molecular function: zinc ion binding; metallocarboxypeptidase activity. The record is from RefSeq and is a predicted model, not a curated record. Lineage: Eukaryota; Metazoa; Chordata; Mammalia; Rodentia; Spalacidae. The coding region runs from base 29 to 535 and encodes 168 amino acids.